This is a messenger RNA of Exaiptasia diaphana, 1977 nucleotides long. RefSeq names its product octopamine receptor. The record is from RefSeq and is a predicted model, not a curated record. Gene Ontology annotation, cellular component: membrane; dendrite. Gene Ontology annotation, molecular function: G protein-coupled serotonin receptor activity; neurotransmitter receptor activity. Gene Ontology annotation, biological process: chemical synaptic transmission; G protein-coupled receptor signaling pathway, coupled to cyclic nucleotide second messenger. The transcript is spliced from 2 exons. The coding region runs from base 190 to 1305 and encodes 371 amino acids. NCBI's taxonomy places the organism in Eukaryota, Metazoa, Cnidaria, Anthozoa, Actiniaria, Aiptasiidae.
GGAGCACGGAAAACCUCGACAUCUUGUCUAAGCUGAUAAUCGUUAAGAUCUCGUCACCGGGCUGUGAUUUGUUUGAGAGCCAUCUUGCAGUGGAGAAUUUGUGGCAAAACAACUUUGUAACAAAGCGAGCGUCAUAUUUGAAGUACCAUACGUUACACUGACAAGAGUCGCCUUUGAUCUAAGAGCUCGAUGGCCAACCGAAGUAUUAAUAUAACAGCAGUCAACAUCACCAAUUCUACUCAAAUGACGCACCCCCCGGACCUGACUGUAACACUUCUUUCAUCAACUUUUCUAAUUAUCAUAAUAAUUAUGGCUUUGGCAGGGAACUUUCUGGUACUGUACGCCUUUAAAGUCUUUAGGAAACUUCGUAAUGUCACCAAUUUCUUCAUCGUGUCUCUUGCUACGGCUGAUAUUCUCGUUGCACUGGGAUCCAUGCCUUUAUGGGCUGCGUAUAUCAUAGGGGGUCCACCUGUUAUUCAGCAUGUUUGGGUACAGCAGUUAUGGCAUUUUAUUGAUAUCCUUUGUGGAGCUGCAUCGAUAAUCAAUCUUUGUUUCAUUAGUCUUGAGAGAUGUAUUUGCAUUUCAGCUCCCUUAAAACACCGAGCUAUUGUUACAACAGGCAAGGCUAUUGUCUCUAUUGCCUGCAUUUGGAUCUUUGCCGCUAUUGUCGCCGGGAUAAAAAUCAUUUUUUGGGGUCAUCCACCGCCAAUGUAUGAACUGACCGUCACGAUCACGUGCUUUAUUGUUCCUCUCAUUGUCAUGGUAAUUUGUUAUGUUAAAAUGUAUCAAGCUGCAAGACAUCAGAUAAAAAAGAUGAUUUUCACUGUCGAGGGAAAACCUAAACGAUUUCUAUUAUCGAGGGAGCUGAAAGCAGCCAAAACAGUGGGCGUGGUCAUUGGUGCAUUCAUAGUUUGUUGGUGUCCCUUCUUUGUGUUAAACUUGGUUUAUGGGCUAUGUAUCGAAUGUCGACCACUCCCUAAUGAAUCGAUUCUUGUAGCAAAAUGGAUGCAUUAUGUAAACAGUGUCCUUAACCCCAUCAUAUAUGCCUGUAUGAACAAAGACUUCAGGGGAGCGUUUAAAAAGAUAGUAAUGUACGUGUGCGCAUGCGUCAUGUGUAAGGACUACCAGGACGUUCUUAUUGAACAGCGGUCAUUUUACAGUGAGAGGAAUUCAUUCAGGAAUAACUCAUGUCGAAGUGGAACACGUAUGGACGAGAGGGACAGCUCGUUACGGUCUCAAGCCGACUCGUUCGUGAUGCACUCCAACUACAGCACAAUGGAAAAGCCUUCACCUCGUCAUGUUUAGCUUUAAUGAUCUCGAAGAAUUACUUGUCGUGGUGAUUAUUCUCUCAUCGAUCAGUUACGCUUGACUCUGUCAUUUCCUACAUAGUAAUUGGAGUCAAUGACUCUACAUUGGGAACCUGUAUCUUGCUUACGUUGAAGAGGUUGUCCAUGGCGUAGAAUGCCUAUUAUUGUAACGAGAGAUAUGUCAGUCGUUUGCUUUUGCCUAUUCUUUCUAAAUGACUUAAAGAAURCCCUUGCAAUCCAUCUUGAAUAUUUCAAUUAUGUGAUCUUUAAGUGCAACAGGAACAAUAAUCGAGUGUUCAGGAUCUUUUUUSGCAUUGCAAAGCUGCUUGGCUUCAUUGCUAGGCUUGACAAAGCUGUGACAUCGACGGCGCUCAGUCUAAUGAAAAUUAUAGAGACAGCGCAUAUAUUAUUAAAAAAUGUGUUCCUAUAUUCACUCUUUGCAACUGACCUCACCUUUUUCCAGGCAAUGAAURUUAAUUAAUCCUUAAUAAUUUUAGUUUAUUUUAUGUAAUUAACAGUCAGAUGAAUUCWACUUUGACUUUGAAUGUGAAGCUGAUCACCAAGCAUUUACAUGCUUGCGCUUUGGAGUAUUUUCCAAUAUCAUUAYGGAUGAAUGAAAUGCGUCAUUGUUUGACAUCAUUACAGACUGAGCGGAAUAUGCACCACGUGA